Trichomonas vaginalis G3 is the source of this 1158-nucleotide messenger RNA. Its product is annotated as IQ domain-containing protein D family. The record is from RefSeq and is a predicted model, not a curated record. Bases 1 to 1158 code for a protein of 385 amino acids. Lineage: Eukaryota; Parabasalia; Trichomonadida; Trichomonadidae. The transcript has a single exon.
AUGUCGACAGCUCCGCCGAGCUUACCAAAAAACUCAAAUACAACCGGAGGGCAGUCAAUCAACAAUCGUGUGUCCUCUGUUGAAGCCAGGAGAAUCCUUGCUGUCCUCGAGGAUACGGCUUCCAGAAUGGAAUAUGCCGUUAUUCUUCCAACAUUGAACGACUUCUUGGAAGGCAGAGAUAACGUUCCAGAAGACGUCGAAAUCGCACAUAAUGACUUUUUAAACCAUCAACGAGCUUUAAUGUCCGCAAUGACUAACGAAGGCAAGCCAAAACCAGGUAGCCAGCAAGAUUUUGAAGAAGAAGGCAAUCUUUAUAGAGAAACAUCAAGAGAUUUAAUACGUGCAAUGAGAAAUCAUGCAGACUAUUUUGCUCCGUUAUUGGCCCAGACUUCCAGCUAUGGAGGAAGUACCGCUAAACUUACUGCGAUGAUGAAAGAUCUCAAUAGCAUGGAAUUACUUACUUUCUCCACUCCUGUUGAGAGUGAUGAAAAACAGAAGCGAUUAAUACAAGAUAUUUCUGGCCGUAAAAAGGCUAACCGUGAACUCAUCGAGCAGCUUAAUGCUCGUGAUGCUAAAGCUACUCAUGACAAAGAACAACAAGUUCAUGAUAGAGAUGAACAGUAUGAAUUGAUUAAACAGCAAUUAACUCAAGCCAAAGCAACAGAAAGCUCAUUAAUGCAAGAUGAUAUCGUUCAAGAAGAAGUACAGACUCAAGAAGAAUCACUUAAAACUCAAUUAAAUAAUACAAGAGAAGAUGUAUCAAAGACACAGAAAAAGAACUCAGAAGAAGAAGGCAAGCAACGUCGUGCCCUUCGUAAGGAUGAAGAAGCUGUUCAAGCUCUCAUCAAGAAAUAUGAUCAGGAAAUGACUUCCCUGGUUAAACAGAACGAAGAAGCUGUUGAAGCAGCUGAAAAGAUAGAGAAGGAAUUGCAUGAUCUUCAAGCCGAGGCUGCACAAAUCGAGAAGAUUCGUGCUCCAAUGGUAAACGAUGAACAUGUUCAGAGUGCUAACCAGCUUAAGGCAAAUAAGCUUAGCCAGGAUAUGAUUGCUGCUUCUGUUAAACUACAAAUGGAAAUUCGUAAAUUCCUCAAGACCGCACCUAAAUUCUCCAAGAAGAAAGGUAAGAAAGGAAAAGGUGGUAAGAAAGGAAAGAAAUAA